CUAGAGUGUUCUCCCUUGACAGUUGCUAUUUCCGUAUCGAAUGACGCCUUUGAAUUUUGUGAAAUGUGAUACAUGCAAUAUAUUGACGGCUUUUUAGUUUUUGCGAAUAGAUAAAGGACUCUGUUUUUCAGUUAUGGCUGAUUCUGAUUUUCGAAUGAAAGAUGGAGGUAUUUCUGAUGUUAUUACAGCAGCUAAUAACGGCCAUGACCGUAUUGUCGAUGGACAGGAAUUUGAGAAUGUUGAGGAAAAACACGAGUCUGAGCAGUCUGAUUUAACUGAACCAGGUACAGAAAAUGGAAAGCUACAUGAAAAUCGUAUAACUGAAAAUAAUGGAAAUGGAGAACCACCUAAUGCUAAUCAUACAAAUGUGCCAGAUUAUGGUAGAAUUAGUCCGAACAGUUACACACAGGAACUUGAUCUCACUGAUCCAAAGAGUGUGAUAGAUAUGUUAGAAAAUGUUGAUUUAACUGAAGAGGACACUGAAGAUUUAUUGCAGGAAGCUUAUAAAAUGAACAGAAAACUUAAAGAAAUGCUAAGACGUCAAGAUGAGCAAUCAUCCGAUUCAAAACCAAAGUUGAAGUCAAAAAGUAAAUCUUUUGUGGAAUCUCGAUCAGUAAAUGGACAGGGAAGUAUGACAAGCUCUGCUACCUCUUCAAGUGAUAAUUCAAGGAUGGGCUCAUCAUUUGGUAUUAGAAAAGUUUUGCCUCCUAUAAAUGCUGGAGAAAGAGAAACAAGUGUGUAUGCUAUAAAGCUGCGAAGAUCCAAAACAAAUGUUCAGGAAACAAAACCAGCAUUGAGUGAUUCUGCAAUUCUACGUUCAAAGUCUUCAACUAAACCCCCUAUUAGAAAGGAUUCAGAGUCGCCAUCAAGAAGAAAGAAAGCACCUGGACCAAAACCAGAGUGGAAUGACAGAUUCAAUUACACAUAGAUACUUAUGUCAUUAAUGUUCAUUUUUGUAUGUAUGAUAUCCAGCAUUAAUUAGAAGAUAUUAAUUUUUUGUUGAAGUUCAAGAAGGUUUGGUGCUUUUAAAUUUUAUGAUUUUAAUGUAACUGCUGUAUCGUCAAAUCACAAUAAUUCCAAAAAUGAUUAUAUAUACAUAAUUUCGUUUUCUUAAUUUUUUGAUGUUAAGUAAUUUUUAUUUGAAAAGGUUUGAAUUGUUUAUAAUUUUUGACAGCAUGUUUACAGAAACAACAUAUUGUUGAUAUUUUCAUUUCUCGGAUUGCCAUAUAUAUUUCAAUCACCAACCAGUAUUUAGUAAUAAAAACUGCACCGAA
Messenger RNA from Mercenaria mercenaria, 1274 nucleotides. RefSeq lists its product as uncharacterized. The coding region runs from base 134 to 928 and encodes 264 amino acids. The record is from RefSeq and is a predicted model, not a curated record. NCBI's taxonomy places the organism in Eukaryota, Metazoa, Mollusca, Bivalvia, Venerida, Veneridae. The transcript is spliced from 2 exons.